This is a messenger RNA of Morchella importuna, 483 nucleotides long. RefSeq lists its product as uncharacterized. Bases 1 to 483 code for a protein of 160 amino acids. Lineage: Eukaryota; Fungi; Ascomycota; Pezizomycetes; Pezizales; Morchellaceae. The record is from RefSeq and is a predicted model, not a curated record. The transcript has a single exon.
AUGUCGACACCUACCAGUUCAAACACUCCUCCACCUAGCUCCCUGGGUUCCCCUCCACUAGCCCCUCCAACAGUCCCUCCACCAACACCCUCCUCAACCCCUCCCCCGCCGACACCACUCUUCACCGCCAUCCACAAUCUGUACGAAGCCAAAAGAGCCCAUAAAUUGACCACCUACCUGAUAGCUUACCUCCGCGCGCAGAUCUACUACAUGCACCAUCUUAAGCUCGACCUCCAGUUCCGCUACUGGCACAGUGUACAGAACCCCGAACGUCAAGGUGAGCUUCAAACAAGUAUUGAUGAAUGGCGAGUCCUCCUCAAGGAGGGUAGGUGUUUCUUGAAGAAGGCGGGAGAGAUCAAGAUCAGGCAGUGGACGCAGCUUGAGAGGGCAAGGACCCGGGUAGCAACGAUUCUUAUGAAGGAAUAUAUCUUUAGAGUGGCAGAGAUGUAUCUUGCUCUGAUAAAAUCGAGGAGAGGCGGCUAA